AUGGCUCCUUUUCCUAACGAGCGCAUCCAUCAUGCAGCAUGUCACCACCGUCUGUUCAUGCAUCGUCCCGCUCUCCAUCACAACUUCGUUCACCACUAUCGCAUGCCUCAAGUGCCACGCAAAGGCGCGCACACACACACAAUAUACAUGAGCGUCUCAGCGCAACGUGAGAGGACCGUGGCCGAAAUUGCACGACGAGAGUGCGCGCUGCUCACAAGACUGGUCACUACCAACCGACGGAGCAGGGUGUACAGGCACCACCUCUUUUUCCGCCGCGCUCGCCACGCCGUGCAACUUGCAAGGAAGUGCUACAACGCAGCGAAUCCUAACUUACAGAGGCGCAAGGAGAGACGACAGUCCGCGGCGCUGCUCUCGGCGCACCGCGCGCUGAUCAAGGCGGUGGAGCACUGCACUGCGGAGCUGGCCGCUAACCGCAUUGACACAAUCGCCCUUUGCGUCGCAUUCAUCGGCAUCCUGUCACGACUUGGCUGCUGCGUAGGGCAGACGAUCUUGCUGAGUGGCGGUGCAGCGCUGCUCCCCAGCUCGUGCCCGGACUCCUACGUCCGCUACCUGGCAGCGACUGUCCUCGCGCAGCCAUCGACGAGUCCCUCCCCUCCUCCCCCAUCUCCCACGUUCCACGUCGCCCCGCCAGAAAAUCUGCGAGAAAAGAGCAGCAGUCGCUCUUACGGCGACAUUGUGAACCGGCUAGUAAAACAACCGCCAAGGAGGAAACGCUAG
Messenger RNA from Leishmania mexicana MHOM/GT/2001/U1103, 738 nucleotides. RefSeq lists its product as hypothetical. The record is from RefSeq and is a predicted model, not a curated record. The coding region runs from base 1 to 738 and encodes 245 amino acids. The transcript has a single exon. Lineage: Eukaryota; Euglenozoa; Kinetoplastea; Trypanosomatida; Trypanosomatidae.